Molecule: messenger RNA, 3023 nt
Organism: Vitis riparia (riverbank grape)
Lineage: Eukaryota; Viridiplantae; Streptophyta; Magnoliopsida; Vitales; Vitaceae
Product: aconitate hydratase 1
Exons: 20
Coding region: 107-2809 (900 amino acids)
Biological process (GO): tricarboxylic acid cycle; citrate metabolic process
Cellular component (GO): mitochondrion; cytosol
Molecular function (GO): 4 iron, 4 sulfur cluster binding; aconitate hydratase activity
Source: RefSeq, a predicted model, not a curated record
CUUACCUUUGGAUCAAAAUAAAAUCUCGUCUUGACCAACGUUAAGCCCUACCUACUACUCUCUGCUCUCCCUCUCGCUUCAGAUCGAUUAUUGAAUCGUCGUGAGCAUGGCGUCAUCGAAUCCUUUUGCGAGCAUACUGAAGACACUUGAGAAGCCUGGAGGCGGCGAAUUCGGAAAGUACUACAGCCUGCCGGCGCUCGGCGAUCCAAGAGUCGAUAAGCUUCCGUAUUCUAUUAGGAUUCUUCUUGAAUCAGCGAUUCGGAAUUGUGACGAGUUUCAAGUUAAGGCUAAGGAUGUUGAGAAGAUCAUUGAUUGGGAGAAUUCUUCUCCCAAACAGGUUGAGAUUCCGUUUAAGCCUGCUAGAGUGCUUCUACAGGAUUUCACGGGUGUUCCCGCCGUUGUUGAUCUUGCAUGCAUGCGAGAUGCCAUGAACAAGCUAGGUGGGGAUUCAAAUAAAAUUAAUCCACUGGUGCCUGUUGAUCUAGUCAUUGAUCACUCAGUCCAGGUUGAUGUUGCCGGAUCAGAAAACGCAGUGCAGGCAAACAUGGAACUUGAGUUCCAACGAAACAAAGAAAGAUUUGGUUUUCUCAAAUGGGGGUCAAAUGCAUUCCAUAACAUGCUUGUUGUUCCUCCAGGAUCUGGGAUAGUCCACCAGGUGAACCUGGAAUACCUUGGCAGAGUUGUGUUUAACACAGAGGGCAUCCUUUACCCUGAUAGUGUUGUUGGAACAGAUUCACACACUACUAUGAUAGAUGGAUUAGGCGUUGCUGGCUGGGGAGUUGGUGGUAUUGAAGCAGAAGCUGCAAUGCUUGGCCAGCCCAUGAGCAUGGUUCUACCUGGUGUGGUUGGGUUUAAAUUAUCAGGAAAAUUGAGAGAUGGUGUGACUGCUACUGAUUUGGUUUUGACAGUAACUCAAAUGCUGAGGAAGCAUGGUGUUGUUGGCAAGUUUGUGGAGUUCUAUGGUGAAGGCAUGCGUGAACUGUCAUUAGCAGAUCGUGCCACAAUUGCCAAUAUGUCCCCUGAGUAUGGUGCUACCAUGGGUUUCUUUCCUGUGGAUCAUGUCACUCUGCAAUAUUUGAAAUUGACUGGCAGAAGGGAUGAAACUGUUUCUAUGAUAGAAUCCUACUUGCGGGCCAAUAAUAUGUUUGUGGAUUAUAGUCAGCCCCAGGUUGAGAAGGUAUACUCUUCGUACCUAGAAUUGAAUCUUGAGGAUGUGGAACCCUGUGUAUCAGGGCCCAAGAGGCCACAUGAUCGGGUUCCUUUGAAAGAAAUGAAAGCGGAUUGGCAUUCUUGCUUAGACAAUAAAGUUGGAUUUAAGGGGUUUGCUAUACCAAAGGGAUCUCAAAGCAAGGUUGUGGAGUUCUCAUACCAUGGGACUCCAGCACAACUUAGGCAUGGGGAUGUUGUUAUAGCUGCAAUCACUAGUUGCACAAAUACCUCAAAUCCUAGUGUAAUGCUGGGAGCUGCUUUGGUUGCAAAGAAAGCUUGUGAAUUAGGAUUAGAGGUGAAGCCAUGGAUUAAGACAAGUCUUGCUCCUGGAUCUGGGGUUGUAACCAAAUAUUUAGAGAAGAGUGGCUUGCAAAAGUAUUUGAAUCAGCUAGGUUUUCAUAUUGUUGGUUAUGGAUGCACCACAUGCAUUGGGAAUUCUGGAGACAUUAAUGAAUCAGUGGCAUCAGCUAUUAGUGAAAAUGACAUGGUAGCCGCAGCUGUGUUAUCUGGAAAUAGGAAUUUUGAGGGCCGUGUGCAUCCUUUAACAAGGGCAAAUUACCUUGCUUCUCCUCCCCUUGUGGUUGCUUAUGCUCUUGCUGGCACAGUUGAUAUUGAUUUUGAGAAGGAACCCAUUGGGGUUGGGAAAGAUGGAAAGCAGAUAUUUUUCAGGGAUAUUUGGCCAUCCACUGAAGAAGUAGCAAAUGUUGUACAAUCAAGUGUGUUGCCUGCCAUGUUUAAGGCUACAUAUGAAGCAAUCACCCAAGGAAAUCCCAUGUGGAAUCAAUUGUCCGUACCUUCCAGCACCCUCUACACCUGGGACCCAAAAUCAACCUAUAUACAUGACCCACCCUACUUUAAAAGCAUGACUAUGUCCCCUCCAGGUCCUCAUGGAGUUAAGGAUGCUCAUUGCUUGCUCAAUUUUGGAGACAGUAUUACAACUGACCACAUCUCGCCUGCUGGUAGCAUCCAUAAGGACAGUCCUGCAGCCAGAUACCUCAUGGAACGAGGUGUUGAUAGGAGAGAUUUCAAUUCUUAUGGAAGUCGUCGUGGUAAUGAUGAGAUCAUGGCAAGGGGCACUUUUGCUAACAUUCGCAUUGUCAACAAGCUAUUGAAAGGAGAAGUUGGACCCAAAACACUUCACAUUCCCAGUGGCGAGAAACUCUCUGUUUUUGAUGUCGCCAUGAGGCACAAGAGUGAGGGCCAGGAUACCAUUAUUCUGGCUGGUGCCGAGUAUGGUAGUGGAAGCUCUCGUGAUUGGGCUGCCAAGGGUCCAAUGCUGCUGGGUGUGAAAGCAGUGAUAGCAAAGAGCUUUGAGCGAAUUCACCGCAGUAAUCUGGUGGGUAUGGGUAUCAUUCCCCUGUGCUUUAAGCCUGGGCAGGAUGCUGAGACUCUUGGGUUGACUGGCCAUGAACGCUACACGAUCGACCUUCCUAGCUCAGUUAGUGAAAUAAAACCGGGUCAAGAUAUCACCGUAGUGACAGACAAUGGGAAAUCAUUUACUUGUACCAUGAGAUUCGAUACAGAGGUAGAACUGGCUUAUUUUGAUCAUGGAGGCAUUCUGCAGUACGCCAUCAGGAACUUGAUCGGUGGGAGAAGUUAAACGAGUCUCAAAAAGCAACAGAAGAGUGGGAUCAUGUUCGACUCUGCGUAACCAAUUUUUCUCACGGUAUGGGUUGAGAAAACUCGGGACACAUUGCUUUAGUUUGUCUAAUCCAAUCAAUUUGAUAUGAAUAAAAGGAGGAACGUGAUGGGAGUGUCUGUAAUACUGUUUUGACAUUUUUAUUUAAGGUCUUUUUCAGUUUAGUUUUUGGAAA